Penicillium longicatenatum is the source of this 945-nucleotide messenger RNA. RefSeq names its product putative mannosylphosphate transferase (Mnn4). The coding region runs from base 1 to 945 and encodes 314 amino acids. The record is from RefSeq and is a predicted model, not a curated record. NCBI's taxonomy places the organism in Eukaryota, Fungi, Ascomycota, Eurotiomycetes, Eurotiales, Aspergillaceae. The transcript is spliced from 2 exons.
AUGCAGUGGCGAGCGUUGCUCGUAGCCGCCGUCCCUGCACUCUGGUCCACAGCGGCCAUAGCCCUACCCAGCAAACCAGACCUACAUAUCCGAACCAGUCAGCCCAAUCCCGGCCCAAUACCAGACCCGGAACCAAAAUCUAGCAGCACAAAAUGGACCGAUAAAACCCUCACCGACCCUCUCUGGUUAAAAUAUGGCCUAAACGCUUCCGCCGAAUAUAAAUACUUCCACGAACCAGGCCGCGACGACAUCCUCGGCCACUAUGAUAUCCGUUUCUUCACCAGCCCAGUAGAGGACGCCGCCCGCGCCGAAACCCUCACGCACAUGAUUCGCGCAUACUUGAAUUUCUUCAACGAAAACGAAUUGGAAACCUGGAUUGCGCAUGGAACUUUACUGGGCUGGUGGUGGAACGGCAAAAUCCUGCCCUGGGACUGGGAUAUGGAUACACAAGUUCCUGAUACUACACUUACAUACCUAGCGGAUCACUUCAACCACACGAUCGUCGAGUAUACGGCUCCAGACUCGCGGGAGAAGAGGCAGUAUCUGCUUGAUAUUAAUCCGUGGGCGAGACAGCGCGAUCAUGGACAGGGUCAUAAUAUUAUUGAUGCGCGGUGGAUCGACAUUGAUACCGGACUGUACAUUGAUAUCACGGGGUUGAGUCUGUUGGAGCCUGAUACGGAGCCGGGAGUUUGGGGAUGUAAAAAUUUCCACAAAUAUCGGGUUGGGGAUAUUUAUCCGUUACGACGGACUUCUUUUGAGGGCGUUCAGGCCAAGGUGCCGUUUGGGUAUGAUACGGUAUUGUUGGAGGAGUAUUCGGAGCAGGCUUUGAUUAAUACGAAGUUUCAUAAUCAUACUUGGUUCCCUGAGCUGACGGAAUGGAUUUCCGAUGAGGUCUUGGCUAAAUUGAGCCUCAAGCUUUCCUCUGGUGAGAAGCAGUAUGAGUGA